UUUUCACUGUAGUUUGAAAACAAGAACAAUAUUAGUGACAGGUAUCCAGAGUUCUGAAUUUUAUUUCACAGGUCUAAAAGUGGAUUCUUUACAAAAUGGCUCGAAGCGGGAAGAAAUGAGACUCUUCUACUAGGCGGAGCAGAGCGUGCUGAGCGAGCUCACAGUUUCUCUUAGAGAAAGUAAAGGGAAGCCAAAGCGGUGCUAUGGCUAAAGAGAAGAAAAAGGUAUCGUCCAAGGGAAGGAAGAUCACGCUCAAAAUCGCCAGGAAUGCCUUGAAGGUGACAGUGGAUGGCAAGCGGCGCCUGGACCUCAGCAACAUGGGCAUCGAUACCUUUCCCAAGUGCCUGCUGAAACUGGCUGCAGUGGAAGAGCUGGAUCUGAGCAGAAACACACUGAAGAAGAUCCCUGACUACAUCGGGCAGUUCCUGAACCUGCGCUGGCUGGACCUUCACAGCAACCAGAUUGAGCGACUGCCAGAAACCAUUGGACAGCUAAAGGGCCUGUGCCACCUAAACCUGUGCAACAACCGCCUCAGUUCUUGUGGAAUCCCUGCUGAGAUUGGGCGCCUGACCAGCCUGCGAAGCCUCAACUUGGGCAUGAACCGCCUAGACCACCUACCGGGCUCCAUCACAAACCUCCAGGAACUGGAGGAGCUGGGCCUCUUUGACAACCUUUUCACAGCCGUGCCAGAGAGUGUCCUGUGCUUGCCGGCGCUCACCAGGCUCAACACCAAGCGGAACCCUUUGUUGAGUGUAGGUGAGGCAGGGGACACAGAGUGUGUCCAGCCCAUGGAACGCCUGUACCUGGUACGUGAGGAAGACCUCUGCGAUUCUUGCCUCCGAAAAUGCAAGGAGGACAGGAAGAGGCUGGACAAGUGGUGCGCCGACACCUCCCAUGUUAAGACAAGAUUCUCAGGGCUCAUCACGCCGAAUUCCAUAGCGCGACAACAUCAAGCUCUGUGGAGGUGCGCGGCGAAAACCUCCUCAUAAGGAGACUGGGGGUAACGAGAGCAGUAUAGAACUGAUAAUCGAUAAGCAGAUACGACAGUGUGUAUUUCAUUUAUAAAUACAACUUUUAAUUUUCCUGUCAUCAACCUCAUAGUACUUCAUGAAAUAUUCAUUAAAUAUGCUCUACAUCUGAGCGCAAACAGGAAAUCCCAAUCAGAACAGGUCCUUGGCUCUCAAACAGAAGAAUAAAAAUGUUGUGCCAAGGCUUUGUUGGUCUAUUAAGACAAACAGGAACAAG
Messenger RNA from Scleropages formosus (Asian bonytongue), 1245 nucleotides. RefSeq names its product leucine rich repeat containing 18a (gene lrrc18a). NCBI's taxonomy places the organism in Eukaryota, Metazoa, Chordata, Actinopteri, Osteoglossiformes, Osteoglossidae. Bases 204 to 989 code for a protein of 261 amino acids. The record is from RefSeq and is a predicted model, not a curated record. Gene Ontology annotation, cellular component: cytoplasm. Gene Ontology annotation, molecular function: protein binding. The transcript has 2 exons.